Molecule: messenger RNA, 378 nt
Organism: Tetrahymena thermophila SB210
Lineage: Eukaryota; Ciliophora; Oligohymenophorea; Hymenostomatida; Tetrahymenidae
Exons: 2
Source: RefSeq, a predicted model, not a curated record
AUGAGUAUCAUUGCUUUGAUUAAAGUUAUUUAAAUAAAAGAAACAAUCAAAGCAUAAAUAGAAUACAUACAAAUAAAUUUACCUAUAAUUGCUUUAAAAAAUAUGAUUAUUUAAGUUGUAUUUAACAGUUCUUUCAAGCAUCAAAAUGUUGAUAACAACUAAUUCUCUAUUGAUGUUGAUGCUAAUUAGACUGUUUCGAAUUUAAAGACCCUCAUUUCUUUAAAAUUCACAGAUCUUGACCCAGAGUUUUUCGAAUUAAAGUAAGGUACAAAAACUCUCAAAGAAGAAAUAAUUUGCUUGAAUCUCUAAUAGAGUGAAGGUUCUCCUAUAAUUGUCACUGUUUUUAACUCAACAAGAACUUGUUGCACUAUCUUUUGA